Molecule: messenger RNA, 3807 nt
Organism: Chondrus crispus (carragheen)
Lineage: Eukaryota; Rhodophyta; Florideophyceae; Gigartinales; Gigartinaceae
Exons: 1
Coding region: 1-3807 (1268 amino acids)
Biological process (GO): protein export from nucleus; RNA export from nucleus
Cellular component (GO): RNA nuclear export complex; nucleus; cytoplasm
Molecular function (GO): nuclear export signal receptor activity; RNA binding
Source: RefSeq, a predicted model, not a curated record
AUGGGCGAUGCUGCGGCGAUAGCGAGCGCAGUGCGUUCCUCAUUACUCGCAAUUCAUUCGCACAACGCAACACCAGAGUCCAUCAAAAAGUCUGAAAAGUGCUUGCUUGAUGCCACCGCCGCGCUGAAAGGCCUUAAUCCGGCUGUGGCGCUGGAGGUCUUUUUCCUUCUCAAUGCUCCGUUGCUUUCUCCGUCAAUUGAAAUCCUCUCGGCGAAACAAUUUUCUCUAGCCGAACUUAACCAUGGGUUUUACAUUCUUGACGAAGUUCUGUUUCGUGCCAAAGUUCCGUGGGUAUCUUUUCCGGAUGAGAUACGUACCAGCGUGCGACAGGUGGCCGUUAAGCUCUUCCAGAAUGCGUCUGAAGUCCAUGCGGGUGGCUCACGAGUUUAUGAGUUUCCUGUCAUGGUUCAAGAAAAGAUAACCUCUCUCUUGUCAGCUCUAGCCAUUCGAGAGUGGCCUCAGCGAUGGAAUACGUUUCUUGAUGAGCUACUUUCAGAACCACAAAGAGCCGAGACUUGUUGCCAUGUACUUAGGGUCUUAUCGGAGGAAGUGUACGAUUAUGGCACCUAUAUCGAUUCUAAACGACGAGAAGAACUCAUUCAUGCGUUAGCCUUGACCCUAUCUCAAACGUUAGGAUUUGUCACAUCGGCGGCUGAAGUUUUCAGUCAGCAGAAGAACUACAAUGGCUUGAAUAUAGCGCUAGACACAAUUCAUGCAUUUCUAUCAUGGGCAUCGCUCGACGACGUGUUCUCUGCUCAUGUUCCAGACGCAUGUUUCUUGCUCCUGCGUGUACCAGAGACCAGAGAUCGUGCGUUGUCCGCGCUUACCAAGCUGGUUCGGCGGAAUUUCUCUCAAGCUGGGUACGCAUCCGAUCGAAAACAGGGCGCGGGGGUGCAGGAACGAAAAUCUGAAGCUCAGUUUUGCCAUACGGUAUUCUAUGGCCUUCUUAAGUUUGUGAUGGAGUCUCGCAUUCGGACGGUUGCAUCAGUAUCACUUUUCCCUCCUACCAGAGCCAUCGUGCCGAUCUUGGCGGAUUCAUACGAAGUGGUUGUUGGCGAUCUUCAGAAGCAGGAUAUCGCCAACGAAGACGAGCAUGAAUUUCAAGUGGCCUUCUUUACUAUGCUUUCGCAUUUGGGAUCUUCGAACUUUUGUAGUGGAUUUCUCAUUUCGAAACAAAAAGGGCCCCUAUUCCUGUCCGCAGAAGAGCAGCAAUGCGCUGCGGCAUUUGUAGAAUGUAUGUUGUGUGCCGCCGCAAGCCCAUCGUGCGCUAUCCGCCUUGCAGUCGUUCCUUUCUUUACAGAAUGCCUGGCCAAUAUCACAAAGAACAAACAGGUAGUAGGGGACUCGUUUCCACCCCAAAAUCUAGCCCGUUUCAUAGUUACGGGCUACCUACAGUCUGCUAGCUUGGCACUCAUACGUUUUCCACAAAACGUAGACAGCGUAACAACUCUUUACGACGAGUUGGACUUCGAGGAUGACUUGAGGCGGGAAAAGGAUCGCCAUGAGAAUCUAGUAUCUCGGACAGUAAGCGCUAUGACUAGAGCUGCUAAGCUGUGUCCCGAUUUUGCUUUUAGGGCUAGUCUGCGGAGAAUGGUGACAUUACUGUCAGGGAAGCCAACUAGGGGGAAAGAUGCUGAGAGCGAUUUGAAGAGCUUUGCUUCGGUUAAGUCAAAGGGCUUUAUUGUUCCAGACGGCAAUGUACAUGGAUGGGAGUUUAGGAAUUUUGUGGAUACAGCCUGGAAGGCAUGGGAAUGCUGUCUGGACGCAACCAUUACGGCAACUGAAGCUGUAAUUAUCGGAGUACACCGGUCCUAUAUCCCGCUCUGUGACAGCGCUCGGGAAGAAAUGAAUGAACUGAUGCUGAAAUGCUUUCAGCUUGUUAUGCAUAUCAAGGAAGGGCCUCUCUUAUCUCACAAGUCCCAUAUUUUGCGCAUAUUGUUCCCCUUAUAUAUUGCGAAACCGCAACUUCUUGACCUUACUUUUGCAGAAUUGAUAUUUCAAGGAACGAAUGUACCGGGUCUAUGUCGAAACAGGGCAUGCCUUGCGAUGAGUGUAAUAUGCAAACGUCUUCUGGACAAUAGAGUCACCGAAGCUGAACAGUACAGGGAAGCAAUGUGCAAGUAUACAGCCCAGGCUCUACCGGACAGCUCAUUCGGGUCCCGGAACAAAGUGCAUCUGUUGGAGGCAAGUAUCAGUAUCAUAUUUGCCAGUGAAACUUUUCACGAACAACAAGAUUUCAUCGAGCGUCUGAUGGAUUUGGUGCUCUGCGAAUUGGAAUCUGAAAAGACAAGACACGUCCUGCAAAAUCCAGUGACCCUUGCUGCUUUCGUCAGUGAGGGUGAUCGUGUACUCUUCACCCACAUUGUCGAGGCCUUUCAAUUGAUGGAAUCAGGGACCCAUCUCAUCGUGAAGACGAAUUUUGUUGUACCAAACGUCCUUUCUCGCACUAUUGCUCCGAGGUGUGUGAAAUCCGCUGGUGUUUUGAUUGGAACACUGCAUGGACUGUACAAUAACACGAAGUUUCCUCUGGAUGACCAGACCGGGGCUCGCAAGCAAAUGCUACUUCCAACAAGCAGAGAAAUCACUGCUCUCUUAAACCUUGAAAAUAGUUCUCGCGUGCGGAGGGAGCGUGUUGAUGAGAAAUCUAAACUAGGAGACGAUAUUAGGUUAGGAACCUUAGGCGAGCAAUUGAGUAGUCAGAUUCUUCGUCAGUAUGCAAUAGAGCCGCCAGACCCGAGAUAUAACCAUGCGCGAGAAGUAUUGAAGACAUUGAGAAAGUCAGCGUACGAGAUGAUGCGAUCUGCCGUCUUUUCGGGGGUGACGAAUUCGGAGGUGCAUCUGCAGUGUUUGGUGUCUGCGUUAACGUCGGACUGCUAUCAUCUCGAGCCGAUCCAUUUGGUUGAAGUGACGAGAAAAGUGCUACGCCCGUUGCUAUCACAUACCGUCAUGGCAGCUAGUUCCGGGUACUUGGAGAUCCUUGAACGGUCUGGGCUUCCAAAUCUACUCAAUGUCAUCCAGGAACAUAUCGAGUCUGCUAAGCUUGGUGAAAUUGUUGAUUCAGUAUCCACUACAGUGGAUAUCGCAAGGGACUAUGGUCGGAAAUGUCUGGCGCGAUCCGCUGUAGACCUCCUUCAAGGCAUGUACCCUCCUCUUAUUUCAAGGAAAGGUAGGACACUGGAACCGUCGGAAGCGUGGCUGCCGCCUGUGCUUGACCUUCCCAUCCUCGGAAGCAAAAUCAGAUCUAUAUGGCGCGUCAUUUGCAGUCCUGGCCAGGGCUUCCUUGACAGCACUACGGCUAAUAUGGGGUUCAAGCUUGUUACUACUAGUGCAGCGAUAGCUCCGAUGGAUCGCUUCGAUCUAUUUGGACACCUUCUGGAGGCGAGUUUCCGCACGUCGUUGGAAAACCGAGCUCUGAAAGGGGAUUCACCAUUUGAUCACGCGACGGGGGCCAUGUUAGCGGUGAUGCGAAAGUGGCCUGUGGAAAGCAAGGCUGUUAUGGAGGCAGCCACGCAAAGAUACGAACAAGUUUCGACGUAUGUCGCGGAGUGCAUUGAAGCCAUUGCCCAGAGCAGUCAGCAUAGCUCCAAACCCAAGAAACACAAGGUCUAUGUCGUGGAAAUGAUCAACAGAAUAGCUGAAUUCUCAGGCGUUGAUUCAAGACCGCAUAUCAAGGUGGCAUCCCUGCCAGAGAAGCUGAUUACAAAUAAUCCCGCUCGCAAUGCUAACAAACCAAGGCACGAAUUGGAAGAAAUUGUUCUUGGCGAUGCCGCUCUUGACAGCUUGUUUGGAGAUGGAAAUCCACUGUGA